GCACUCUCGGGGGGCAAAGCUAUAUCAAUAAUCCUUAUAGCUCCUCGCCCAGCAGCGCAUAUAUAACAAGCCCCUACGCUACCUACCACCCUCAAUUCCAAAUUCUCAUUCAACCUCCAGCCUGACAGAACCUGCACCAAAUUGAGCGCCAUCACACAAACCCGAAACCAUGAAACCCAGCACCACCAUCCUCCCACUAUCCUCCCUCCUCCUGCUACCGAUCCCCGUACCUCUGACCCUCGCAGCCACCUUCGUUGAACUUGAAGUUAGCUUCUACGGCUCCACCCUGGGGAUCCCCGACUCCACCGCCUCCGUGCAAGUCCCCAUCGGCAACCGCUCCGUGGUGCCGGCCACCUGUACGGAUCUCCCUCUGACGGCGUACAACGCGACGUUGUUGCCGCAGGACCCUCCGGUUGAAGUCGAGUGUUAUCUUCUUGGACUGCCCUGUCGGGAUGUCGUGGGGACGAUUUCGACGGAAGAUACAUUUAUCAAGCUGCUGAAUCCGGCGAGGGCGGUGCAGUGCUAUCCCGAGUGAGUGCUAAGUCAUUGGAAGGGAGGUGUAGUUGGGAAUUGGAAGGGAUCAUAAAGGGUCCAUCCAGCCUACUGGGAAUUGAUCACAUGCUUGUCGAUAUCAUUUAGCUGCAAUUGAAUGAGCACGU
Messenger RNA from Aspergillus aculeatinus CBS 121060, 659 nucleotides. RefSeq lists its product as uncharacterized. The record is from RefSeq and is a predicted model, not a curated record. The transcript has 4 exons. The coding region runs from base 170 to 535 and encodes 121 amino acids. Lineage: Eukaryota; Fungi; Ascomycota; Eurotiomycetes; Eurotiales; Aspergillaceae.